AUGCAGUCCCAGGCCGAGCGAAAGGACAUCCUCAACAACUUCCCAGGGAUUCCACCCUUCCCAGAGGAUGUCUCUACAGCACCCCUUCUUCGACUGUCAUCGGAAAAACUGCUAGAAGGUGACCCUGCAGAGCAUAGGAGACUGUUCCAAGCGUCCACAGAAAUUGGGUUCUUCUAUCUCGAUUUAUCAGACUCAGACCAAGGGUCAUCGCUCCUGGGUGAUGCAGAUGAUCUAUUCCAAGUUGGUGAGAAACUAUUUGAGCUGAGCCUCGAGGAGAAGAAUCAGUAUGAUUUUAGCGAACAGAACUCGUAUUUUGGGUAUAAAGCGCAGGGAGCUGCGGUGGUUGACAAGCAAAGGAACCUGGACAGGAUCGAGUUCUACAAUGUUUCUAAAGACGAUAUUAUGGGAAUCAGUGAUCCCCUGCCAGCACCAGAGACUCUGCAUAAAAGCCGAGCCCGACUGGGAUCAUUUAUGCAAGGUUCACAUGCAAUCGUAACCCUAAUUCUGGACACCCUGAACGACCAACUUGCCCUACCAAAAGACACACUAUCCAGUCUACACCGACAACAAGCUACGUACCGCGCUGGGGCAGCACACCGACUUUGGAAGUGUGACGGUUCUUUUCAACCGACUGGGGGACUGCAAGUGCUACCGCCCGGUGCCGAUGCCGAAUGGGUCUAUGUCAGGCCACUUCCUAGUCAUGCGAUUGUAAACCUUGGGGAUGCAAUGGUCAAGUUUACGAACGGGCUGUUUCGGUCGAACAUUCACCGGGUUGUGGCACCACCGGGGCUCCAGGCCGAGUCGACGCGGUACAGUCUCAUGUACUUUGCACGACCCGAGGAUAGUGUGAUGUUGCGUCGGUUGGAGGGGUCUGAUCUAAUUCCCACUAUGGGGGACGGUCAGACUGAAGAGGAAAUUAAUAGCAAGGACUGGAUCAUCCGGCGGGGUUUGGGUCGUCGGGUGGAUCGUGUUAAUGAUCUUAAUUUUGAGAAGUCUGCAGGGACGGAGCAACUAAGUCGGAGGGUCAAGGUUUAG
This is a messenger RNA of Penicillium verrucosum, 1035 nucleotides long. RefSeq names its product putative oxidoreductase, 2OG-Fe(II) oxygenase family. The record is from RefSeq and is a predicted model, not a curated record. Gene Ontology annotation, molecular function: dioxygenase activity. The transcript has 3 exons. Lineage: Eukaryota; Fungi; Ascomycota; Eurotiomycetes; Eurotiales; Aspergillaceae. Bases 1 to 1035 code for a protein of 344 amino acids.